This is a messenger RNA of Polistes dominula (European paper wasp), 501 nucleotides long. RefSeq names its product peritrophin-48-like. Lineage: Eukaryota; Metazoa; Arthropoda; Insecta; Hymenoptera; Vespidae. The record is from RefSeq and is a predicted model, not a curated record. Gene Ontology annotation, molecular function: chitin binding. Gene Ontology annotation, cellular component: extracellular region.
AUGGGUGUUGUUUUUGAAAUUAUUUUCAAAGUUUUCUUCUUAACACUUUGGAUAUUCGUUUUAUCAGUGAAAUCACAGCUUACCUGUACCAUACCUGGUUAUUAUCCAUUGGAAGAUACUACUUGUCAAUAUUAUUAUCAUUGCAAUUCUGAUUCUACAGUUCAGAUAUAUAAAUGUCCCGAUGGUACCGUAUUCGAUCCACACAGACAAGCAUGCGUAUUACCAACACAAUAUCCUUGCAUACUAACUACACCAAAUCCUUAUCAGUGUUUAACAGCAGGUCGAUUUCCCAUAAUCGAUCCAACUUGUAAACAAUUCUACUUUUGUUAUUGGAAUAAUAAUGGUUACGUUAAGAGAAUAUAUAGAUGUCCAAAUGAAACUAUUUUCGAUCCUAAGAGACAAUUAUGCGUUUUACCUACAACUUAUUCACUUUACCCAAUUGAUGGAGCCAAUGAAAAUUGUUUAAUUAAAUCAAAUUCGCGUAAUUGCAUUAGAGUUUAA